CGCAGUAGCUUGGCACACCAGGUUGCUGAGGCUGCUGCGCAGUCGGGGAGUCUGGGCUCAGACACCAGGACUCUCCAGCCCGCGCGCGUAGCAGUCCCGCCUGUCCUCAGGCAGCACUGCCCUCCCCGUGCCUCCUGGCUCUCAGCUGAUGGUGGGUCUGUUUUGUGGGUCUCCGGAUCUAGCCUGCUUGGCCUGGGAAAUUCCUACAACAUCCAGAACACAGAAAAUAGACUCAUCACCUAAUUCGCCUGGGACCUGAGUUUGCGGGGGCGCUGCCUGCCCCCGCUCCUCCUCCCCACAACACCCCGCCCGUGCUCAGGCAGCCUCUAGGAGUCACACAGCAAACCACCCCCCCCCCCCAAUAGCAGACAAAGGGCUUGGGCAAACUCACCGCUCGGCCUCCUUGCGCUCCGGGAGGCAGCAGCGCCAGGGUGGAUCGUGCAAGGAGGUGCGCGCUGGGCUAGGAGCUGGGGGCCGCGGGAGCAUUGUAUGGGGAAGGGCAGCAAGAUGCGCCCGACUCUGACUCACAUCUGCUACUGCUACCUUUUUUACCAGCUGGGAGUAUUUUCGAAUGGGAUCGUUUCAGGGCUACAUUUCGCCCCCGAACACGAGGAGUGGGAAGUCGUGUUUCCUGCACUCUGGCGCCGGGAGUCAGUGGAAGCAACUGCAGGCGGCAGCGGGGGCAGCGCGGACCUGAGUUGGGUGCGUGGUGUUGCGGGCGGCAGGGUCCAGGCUGCUGGCAGCUCUCGAGAGGUGCGCUCUGUGGCCCCCGCACCGCUGGAGGAGCCUUCAGAGGGCCAGUCUGAACCCCAGCCCCGGCCCCCACCACCUGCCGGGGUGGAGGAGGAUGAGGAACUGGAAUCGCAAGAAUUGCCUCCGGGAUCCAAUGGGGCUGCCACCCUGCCUCCGGGUGCCGCAGCCUCGUGGCAGCCACUGCUGUCCCCACAGCCGCCCCCAUCCCCGCCUCCAGCUCAGCAAGCCCAGCAUGAUGGCGAUGAAGUAUUGCUGCGGAUCCCGGCCUUCUCCAGGGACCUAUAUCUGCUACUCAGGAGAGAUGGCCGCUUCCUGGCAAGGGGCUUUGCAGUAGAACAGUGGCCGAUUCUGGGCCCUGGCCCCACCUGGGCAGCAGCUGUCCUGCGUCCUCCCGCGCCACCAGACACCGCCUGCUUCUAUACUGGGGCGGUUCUGGGGCACCCUGGUUCUCUGGCCUCUUUCAGCACUUGUGGAGGUGGCCUGAUGGGAUUUAUACAGCUCAAUGAGGACUUCAUGUUUAUUGAACCACUCAAUGAUACAGUGGCCAUUACAGGUCACCCACACCGUGUAUAUAGGCAGAAAAGGUCCGUGGAGGAAAAAGCCAAAGAGGAAUCACAUCCUCACAGUGCUUCCUGUGGUGUCAUUUCAGAUAAAGGAAGAACUAGAUCUAAAAAAAUAACAGAAAGUGGAAGAGGGAAACGAUAUUCAUACAAAUUACCUCAAGAAUACAACAUAGAGACUGUAGUGGUCGCAGAGCCAGCAAUGGUUUCCUAUCAUGGAGCAGACGCGGCCAGGAGAUUCAUUCUAACCAUCUUAAAUAUGGUUUUUAACCUUUUUCAACACAAGAGUCUUGGUGUGCAUGUCAAUCUUCGUGUGAUAAAGCUUAUUCUGCUCCAUGAAACUCCAUCUCUUCUUGUGCAGGCUGAUCUAUAUAUUGGGCACCAUGGAGAGAAAAUGCUGGAGAGUUUUUGUAAGUGGCAACAUGAAGAAUUUGGCAAAAAAAAUGAUAUCCAUUUAGAGAUGUCCACAAACUGGGGAGAAGACCUGACAUCUGUGGAUGCAGCUAUACUUAUAACAAGGAAAGAUUUCUGUGUACACAAGGAUGAGCCAUGUGAUACUGUUGGUAUAGCUUACUUGAGUGGAAUGUGUAGUGAAAAAAGAAAAUGCAUUAUUGCUGAAGACAAUGGCCUGAAUCUUGCAUUUACUAUUGCUCAUGAAAUGGGUCACAACAUGGGCAUCAACCAUGACAACGACCACCCAUUAUGUGCUGAUGGUCUUCAUAUCAUGUCUGGUGAAUGGAUUAAAGGACAAAACCUUGGUGAUGUUUCAUGGUCCCGAUGUAGUAAGGAAGAUUUGGAAAGAUUUCUCAGGUCCAAGGCCAGUAACUGCUUGCUUCAGACAAAUCCCCAGAGUGUCAAUUCUGUGAUGGUUCCCUCCAAGUUGCCAGGGAUGACAUAUACUGCUGAUGAGCAAUGUCAGAUUCUCUUUGGGCCACUGGCUUCCUUUUGUCAAGAAAUGCAGCAUGUUAUUUGCACUGGAUUGUGGUGUAAGGUAGAAGGUGAGAAAGAAUGCAGAACCAAACUAGAUCCACCAAUGGAUGGAACAGAUUGUGACUCUGGUAAGUGGUGUAAGGCUGGAGAAUGUAGCAGCAGGAUGUCAGCCCCUGGACAUGUGGCCGGAGAGUGGAGCAUGUGGAGUCCAUGUAGCCGGACCUGCAGUUCUGGGAUCAGCGGUCGAGAACGCAGAUGUUCUGGGCUAAGUUCUGAAACAAGGGAUUGUAAUGGUCCCAGAAAACAGUACAGAAUAUGUGAGAAUCCACCUUGUCCUGCAGGUUUGCCUGGAUUCAGAGAUUGGCAAUGUCAGGCCUAUAGUGUUAGAACUUCGUACCCAAAGCAUGUACUUCAGUGGCAGGCUGUCAUGGAUGAAGAAAAACCAUGUACCUUGUUUUGCUCGCCUGUGGGGAAAGAGCAACCUAUUCUCCUAGCAGAAAAAGUGAUGGAUGGAACUUCUUGUGGAUAUCAAGGAUUAGAUAUCUGUGCAAAUGGCAGGUGCCAGAAAGUUGGCUGUGAUGGUUUAUUAGGGUCUCUUGCAAGGGAAGAUCACUGUGGGGUAUGCAAUGGCAACGGAAAAUCGUGUAAAAUCAUUAAAGGAGAUUUUAAUCACACCAGAGGUGCAGGGUAUGUAGAAGUGCUGGUGAUACCUGCUGGAGCAAGAAGAAUCAAAGUUGUGGAGGAAAAGCCGGCACAUAGCUAUUUGGCUCUCCGAGACACUGGAAAACAAUCUAUUAAUAGUGACUGGAAGAUUGAACAUUCUGGAGCAUUCAACUUAGCAGGAACUACAGUUCACUAUGUCAGACGAGGCCUCUGGGAGAAGAUCUCGGCCAAAGGUCCUACUACAUCACCUUUACACCUGCUGGUGCUGCUGUUUCAAGACCAGAAUUAUGGUCUGCACUAUGAAUACACGGUCCCAUCAGACCCUCUUCCAGAGAAUCAGAGCUCUAAAGCACCUGAACCCCUUUUCAUGUGGACACACACAGGCUGGGAAGAUUGCGAUGCCACGUGUGGAGGAGGAGAAAGGAAGACAAUGGUGUCUUGCACAAAAAUCAUGAACAAAAAUAUCAGCAUUGUGGACAACAAGAAGUGCAAAUACUUAACCAAGCCAGAGCCGCAAAUUCGAAAGUGCAAUGAGCAGCCAUGCCAGACCAGGUGGAUGAUGACAGAAUGGACUCCAUGUUCAAGAACUUGUGGAAAAGGGAUGCAGAGCAGACAGGUGGCCUGCACCCAACAACUGAGUAACGGGACAUUGGUUAGAGCCCAGGAGUGGGACUGUGCGGGGCCCAAGCCAGCCUCUGCCCAGCGCUGCGAGGGCCAGGACUGCAUGACUGUGUGGGAGGCAGGCGUGUGGUCUGAGUGUUCAGUCAAGUGCGGCAAAGGUGUACGCCAUCGGACUGUGAGGUGUACCAACCCUAGAAAGAAAUGUGUCCUCUCCACCCAACCCAGAGAGGCUGAGGACUGUGAAGAUUACUCGAAAUGCUAUGUGUGGCGAAUGGGUGACUGGUCUAAGUGCUCAAUUACCUGCGGCAAAGGAAUGCAGUCCCGUGUUAUCCAAUGCAUGCAUAAGAUCACAGGGAGACAUGGAAAUGAAUGUUUUUCUUCAGAAAAACCUGCAGCUUACAGGCCAUGCCACCUUCAGCCCUGCAAUGAGAAGAUUAAUGUCAAUACAAUAACAUCACCCAGACUGGCCGCUCUGACGUUCAAGUGCCUGGGAGAUCAGUGGCCUGUGUACUGCCGAGUGAUACGGGAGAAGAACCUGUGUCAGGACAUGCGAUGGUACCAGCGCUGCUGUGAGACUUGCAGGGACUUCUAUGCCCAGAAGCUACAGCAGAAGAGUUGACGUCCAGCAGCCUGGCUGGCUCACAGCUCUCUGCGACAUUAUUUAUAAACACACACACACUAGCAUGUUUUUCAGACCAAAUAUGAUCAGAUUACAUAUAAUUUAAUCAAAUUAAUUUAUUUUUUUGUCUGCCAAACAUUCAGUAUGGUUUAUUUUGGUUAUACAGACAUUUUGAUUUAUAGUAUAUGGCUUCAUAAUUUUAUAUGAAUAAGUUUGAUCCAUUUUCUGGAAUGAAAAUUUUUCAAAACUUAAACCUAACUUUUUUUUUUUUUUAACUGAGGGCUGUUUCCAAGGUGCUACUUACUCUCUCCCCACCAAUACCAAUGAAUUAUUCAGAAUAUAUACUAACUUAGCAUAGUAGUUUAGUUAUAUAUGGAGAGAAGUAAAAUUUUUUUUUUUUUGGUGUUCUGAGGCAGAAUUAGCCCAUUUUCUGGAGUCUGCAGAAGAUGUGUCAACAAACCUCAUGGUGUUGAACAGAUUUAUAAAGAAUGUAUUAUGAAUUUGGUUCAGAUUUAGAGAAAUUCAUAGCAAAAAUUCUACUGUAAUUAUUUUAAUGAUGGAAAAGAUAUGUCAAAUUGAGACUUUGAUCAUGUUCAUGAACAUGUACUUGAACACAAUUAUUGUAACAAUGAAACACUGUAAUGAUUUACACUGAAUCACCAUUGCACUGUUGAAAUAGUGUAGAAAAACUGUUACAGAAAUGGUAACAUCCUGCAAAAAUAUAUUAUUUUUAACAUGUCAUUAGAUUUUAGCUUUUUAAAAUAAUUUGAACAAAGAAAGCAUCGAUCCACCCAUUUCAUUGUAUGUUUUUAGCAGAUUGAUAAAAGAAUAGAGUACUUACUUAGCAUUACAAAUCAUAGUGAGAAAAUGUACUAAAUAUUUUUUAGCCUUUUCCCUAGAAAUAAGGGGGGGGGGAAGCUUAUAUACUGUGGUAGUUUCAUUGUGCUUUUUCCUUUAAAAUUAAAAAGUUUUACAAUUCUGUGAAACGUUUAAAAACAGCUUAAAUUUUUUCUUGUGAGAAAAUAUUGUACAUGAUUCACAUGAUUUCCUAGAUUUUUCAAUAAAAUAUGUGAAACUUCCUGUUGGGAGGCAAUUCUUCACAGGUCUCUCAGAUUUCCACAUGUCUUGGCACUGUCUGCCUUGGUUCUGGAGUGUCUUCUAAGGGGAUGUUUAUGUAGUAAAAAGCCUGGGAAGUUAAACAUAAUGUCUUUCCUUGGAGCAAAGGACAGAUUACGCAGUCUUCUCAUUGUAAGAGUUUAGGUUCCCUGAAUUGGGUUCCUUCUCCUGUAAUACAACCCACCCACCGCAUGUGCAGGUGUCACCUGACUCUCUUGUCACUUUGUGGGGAGUGGGGGGUUCAGGGAACAGAUGCAAGAAAAAUGCUAAUUCUUUAAUUACUGCUAUUGCUGUGGGUAAUAAAAUCCUUUGUUACUAAGCCAGGAGUCUGUCUUCUGCCCUGAAGGUACAGCAGGCUGGCGGAUAGACUGCAGGUGAAUAGAACCUCAAUCCUCACAGUUACUGACACUUCCCUCAUUCGUAUUUUCACCUUCAUUUAAGAACUCCCUGUAAUGUAGGAUAUAUUCUGUUUCCACAUUGACCCUUGCUAUGCAUGUCCUUUAACUGCUGAAGUCCAAGAUUAACCAGUAUCAGACCUCUUAUAACAGACAGUAGGGGGAUGGGAGCUGGGAAAAGUGAAAUUGUAAGAGGACGCAGUCUCAAUUUCAUUCCUUGAUUUCUGAAUCCAUGACUAGGUAGAAAAGCGCUAGAUAUUGGUUAAUGGUUCAGUCCAUGUUAUUAGGCCUCCCGUGGGCUUCAUUCAGCAAGUACUCAGUC
Talpa occidentalis (Iberian mole) is the source of this 5979-nucleotide messenger RNA. It is a transcript of the gene ADAMTS19, whose product is annotated as ADAM metallopeptidase with thrombospondin type 1 motif 19. The coding region runs from base 490 to 4146 and encodes 1218 amino acids. The transcript is spliced from 23 exons. Gene Ontology annotation, cellular component: extracellular matrix. Lineage: Eukaryota; Metazoa; Chordata; Mammalia; Eulipotyphla; Talpidae. The record is from RefSeq and is a predicted model, not a curated record. Gene Ontology annotation, molecular function: metalloendopeptidase activity. Gene Ontology annotation, biological process: extracellular matrix organization; proteolysis.